Amoebophrya sp. A25 is the source of this 2073-nucleotide messenger RNA. Lineage: Eukaryota; Dinophyceae; Syndiniales; Amoebophryaceae. The record is from the annotation of a GenBank genome assembly.
CAGAAGAUCAAGAUCUAUUUGUGACUACUUGGUCAAGAUCGAGAUCCCUAAUUUGAAGAGCCGCUCGUGAUGUUUCGAUUCGUAUCUAGGUCCUCUGAAUCUAGGUCCUCUGAAGAGAGUAGGUCUUAGAUGAAGGUACAGUAGAGAUCUCGAUAUUGUGGUCAUUAAGGUUUGACUCAGCAUGACUUCCACGUUCCGACCUCUACUUCCACGUUCCGACCUCUAGACGUCAGGCAAUGUAGUUUCAAUCCAUUCCUUCGAAACAUCAACUAUUGUUUGAGAACAAGUUAGACAUCAUUAUUUUUUAGGCUGUACUAUUAUAUUUCCAAUAAGAAGAAAGUUGUAUCAUUACUUUUUGAAGAACUAAUCUGAUUUCAAGAAUAAAAGAAAAUGGUGUCAAAAAACAAGAAAGUUGGUGUCCGGAAGUCCGGCAAGGCCAAGGCGAAUGUCAGAGAGGGCUUCCAAUCUAACACUUUGCAGAAGGAGAUAUGCGCAGACUUGCAGAAAUACAACAAGGGAGAGGCAACGACGAAACUACUUGCGAGUGGAAGUGGAGGUACAAGAGAUUUUAAGGGCAGAAGUCCUCCAGAUUACAGAAUGAGAGUAUUCUAUUUCUAAUUCUAUCGGUGCCCACCAAGCAAUCUAUUUCUAUCGAUGCCCUGAAGAACCUGAUAAAUUAUCAUAUAAAUAUGUUCUUGAAGAUUAUGUUUCAACAUAGACAAAUUCAAAUUGUAUGUUGUUGAGCACUUUCGUCUGUAUUCCUAACUGAUUAUAUGAUUGUUUCCUGCAAUCAAUGUUCAUUGUUCUAUAUCUUGUUCUCCAGGUGCCUCCAAGACUCCUGCCACCCUCUCUGCCCAUUCAGCUAGCAACAUCAACAAGAGCGAUUCUCUCCUCGAUGUCGGCUAUAAUGGCGCCGAUUUAACCCUGCAACUGUUGGAACAGAGAAGAAAGCAAGCAUGCUUGAAGUUUGGCUGGGUCCGGCAGAAAGCUCUAGAGUUAAGGCUCCAAGAAAUCCAUCUUAGUCAGCAUCUUGGGCCUGUUUUUAAAAAAAAAACAAGGGGCACCUCGUGGUCCUCGCGUUCUUUCACAAGGAAAAUAUACGGGCACCAGGAUCGAUGCUCGCCCAGAUGGAUUUCUCCUAUCUCUAAUAGAAGAAGCUAGUAAAGACUUCAUGAUGCGACAUCCGCUUUCUAAGCUCGCCAGACAACGUCUUGCCGCGAAUCAAGGAAACUCGUUGUUCAAACCCAGUUUAAAGCAAUUAGACGAGUUCGAACAGGAAAUGAGAAGUGCUUUGUUAGGUGAGAAAACGAAUGCCACGAUGAACACUGCUGCGACAUCGAGUAAAACUAGUGGCGCCUCUUCUUCUAUUAGCAGUGGUAGCACAACCCCUUCUAGCAAUAUUUUUUUAUUGAACGGUGCUGCGGGUCGUGCAUUGUCGAGCAUGCCUAGCGGACUCUUUAACAGCACAACUAAUGCAGCACAAGGUGCCACUACCACACCAUCAACAUCAACAUCGACGACUACAACUGCAGACAAAGAUCUCAAUGCACCAAGCAGUAAGAAGCUAUCUCGUGCAGCCAAGCUUCUAGCACGUACGUCACAGUUGUCAAAGGGUGGGAAAUGCGUCGAGUUUCAACCUAAAAGACAGAUUUGUCCAGCUAAGGCGACUGAGAUUUUCAACAAACGCACUGCUUUAGAGAAGGAGCAGGCUGGGAAGAAGAAAGGCAAGAAAAAGGCUGGAAUAAAGAUUGCUAUGAAGGCUGGAGGAUCCUCAUCUAAGGUGAAGAAGGUGGUGAGAAAACGGGAAUAAAGAAGACGACUAGAGUGUGAAUGUCCGGUCCUGACACGACUGGAUAUUAUUCUCAAUCAUCCACGAAAAUUGAUCAGGCAUAUGACAUAAUAAAGGACCUUCAGGAGGACCCCCAGGAAUCUCUACUGUAAUAUCAGGACCAUAAAGUUAAAGCACGCGUUCUUGUGAACACUGAGCCCCAUGCUGACCCAAAGUUGUUAAUAAACAUGAUUCAUUUAUUCUUUAAAUGGAAGCAGUUGCGCUCGGUGUAACUUUUGUCUUGG